GCGCUAUAUAAACCCUGCUGAGCCUGCACUUCGGCAGACAACAGAACCUGACUGCUCCAGCAGAACCUUUCCGACACCCAAAGCUGCAGCUCAUCAGCCCACAACGCUACAAACGAUCAUUUGUUCCUCCACUCCCAAAUAUUUACUGCAGAAUGUGCUUCAAGGCAAUGAUGAUGGCGAUGAUGGUGAUGGUGAUGCUGGUGAUGCCAGUGUACCCCCGCCCUCACCAAGCACCGAAUGGAAUUGGGAAAAUAGAAAAUGCCGUCUCUGAGAGCCUGAAAGAGAUCGAAACAGCCAUCAUGGGAAGUGCCAAGAAAAUCAAGAGUGCCAUUGAGGAAACUGUUUUGGACAAGAUGGCGGAGGUGAGUGCCAGCAGGAUGGGGCAACACAGCAACGCAGCAGCUAUCGGUGGUGACAGUGCUCUACCUGAGGUCAAUAUCAAAAAGAACAUCGCCCUCAAAUACAACCUUGGCAAGAUCUUGGUCGCUAGGAAGGCUGCUGCCUUGAAGGGCGUUGCUGCUCCUUCUGUAUUGGGCAACGCCAAGGUCGCUGAAGGGGAGACCACCGCUCCCAACAUAACCACCACCACAAUGGACCCCUGGGACGAGUACUGCCAGGAGGCGUGCGAGGCUGGCAUCGGUGGGCCUGAGUGUGACUGUCCCGAGCACCCCAUUGGCUAACUGACCUGCCCGCCACACGGCAUAAAGUCUGGGGUGGUGACACGCCUCACCAUGAUGCACCCACUGCAGCCUGGUCGUAGGGUUGGACUCGCGUGACUCUAAGAAGUCUCUAAGAGUCACCCAUACAGAAAAAGCUCUUGGUGACCACCACUGGUGACCUGCUUCUCCGCUGCUGGCGCUGCUGGCAGGGGCUCACGGGGCUUCUGUUUGCCUUUGUAGUCACGCUUGUGAUGCUCAACGCUAAGUAUAGGCCCUGGGCGAUUAUUUUUUUAAUCAUUUCAAAGGCUUGUGAUUCGUUAUUAACCAAAGAAAUGUUGCUGUUUAUGUAAGGAAGUACAUGUUAAACAAUUCUUACCAAAGUUGCCCUAUUAAGUAAUAAAUAUAUAGACUAACAGUUGUAUCAUAAUCUCAUGAUUCUAAGAUAUAAAAUAAAUAGGCAUUAAUUAUUGUAUUAUGAUCUCAAUCUCAUUAUGUAAAUAGUACAUAUAUAUUUAUUAUAGUAGAAAAAUAAAUUAUAACCACAAAA
This is a messenger RNA of Eriocheir sinensis (Chinese mitten crab), 1206 nucleotides long. RefSeq lists its product as uncharacterized. The transcript is spliced from 2 exons. The record is from RefSeq and is a predicted model, not a curated record. Bases 153 to 680 code for a protein of 175 amino acids. NCBI's taxonomy places the organism in Eukaryota, Metazoa, Arthropoda, Malacostraca, Decapoda, Varunidae.